AAGAGUCUCUCCAGAUCAGAACACCAGAUGGACAACGCUAGCCCUUCCUCCCUCCCAGAGUCCCCGUGUCAUACCUCUCCCAGUAGCACCUUACUGCUGGGUCUGAAGAGGUUGUCUGUGCGGCUGGUGGACUGCAGGAAAACAACGGGGCUGAGUGGAACUGUGAGAGGAGGAGAAGAGAAGAAAGGAGCAGAUUUGACUCAUCAAAGAGAAAAACCAAAGUCGGAGGAACCAGAGACGUCCAAACCAGCAAGACGACUCCUCUGCUCCCACUGUGGAAAGACUUUUAACCAGUUGGGAAGCCUGAAAGCUCAUGAGCGAAUCCACACAGGGAAGAAGCCUUUCCAUUGCUCCCACUGUGGAAAGAGUUUUAUCCGGUUAGACAACCUGAAAAGCCAUGAGAGGGCACACACAGGGGAGAAGCCUUACCACUGCUCCCAGUGUGGAAAGACUUUUAACUACUUAGGAAACAUGAAAUCUCACGAGCGAGUACACACAGGGGAAAAGCCUUACCACUGCUCCCAGUGUGGAACUAGGUUUGCUAAGUUAGGAACCCUGAAAUCUCAUCAGCAAAUACACACAAGGCAGAAGCCUUACCACUGCUCCCACUGUGGAAAGAGUCUUAACCGGUUAGACUCCCUUAAAAGACAUGAGAGGGAACACACAGGAGCAAAGCCACACCAUUGCACCCAGUGUGGAAAGAGUUUUAACCACUUAGGAAAGCUGAAAGCUCAUGAGCGAAUCCACACAGGGGAGAAGCCUUUCCAUUGCUCCCACUGUGGUAAAAGUUUUAUCAGGUUAGACGACCUGAAAAGUCACGAGAGGGUACACACAGGGGAGAAGCCUUACCACUGCUCGGAGUGUGGAAAGAGUUUUAGCCAUUUAGGAAGCCUGAAAGCUCACGAGAGAAGCCACACAGGGGAGAAGCCUUACCACUGCUCCCAUUGUGGAAAGAGUCUUAACCGGUUAGACACUCUGAAAAGACAUGAGAGGGCACACACAGAAGAGAAGCCACACCAUUGCACCCAGUGUGGAAAGUGUUUUAACCGGUUAGACACCCUGAAAAGACAUGAGAGGGCACACACCGGGGAGAAGCCUUACCACUGCUCCCAGUGUGGAAAGAGUUUCAUCCGGUUAGGGCACCUGAAAGAACACAUGAGAACGCACACAGGGAAGAAGCCUUACAAAUGCGCAAACUGUGGAAAGACAUAUUACUCAUCACAGUCACUUAAAAGUCAUAUGAGAAUCCACACAGGAGAGAAGAAUUACUUAUCUUAGUGUGUAAAUUGAUAUUUCACAUCACAUUGACUUAAUUACUUCUCCUAGUGUGUAAAUUGAAAUUUCACAUUAUAUUGACUUAAUUGCUUCUCCUAGUGUGUAAAUUGAUAUUUCACAUUGACUUGAAGUUAAUCAGAGGACAUACACAGUGCUCCCAUUGUCUUAUAUUGUUGACUGACUGAGAUUGUGUUUACUUGUUUAUACCAUAUGAAAUGUGUUUAUACAAAGUAUACAAAAAAAUAUAUUUGUAUGUUUUUAUUAGAAAACAUGAAUUGAAUAUGGAGUGUGUCAGUUUGAAUACACAGUAGAUCAGAUUCCAUGUGUUUAAAUUGUCCUUUUUAAAACUCUGACUGUGUGUUUAUCUGGGUGUGUCAUUCCUCCAGCACUACAGGUAAUCAAGUGAUAUUUGGAUGUGAUGCAUUUGGCUCCAUUGUUUACAUUUGCAUUGUUGGCCCACUGAUGAUUUAAUGAAAUGAAAAUCUUAACGGACUCUGUAAUGGAACAUUUUAAUUGUAUGUGUCCACAUAACUGAGUAUGUGACUAACCUUGUGAAACUGUCCUAUUAUAAUCUCCUGUUCUUGGGAGUAUCAUCCUGUGUUGCAAACCAGCUUGCACCUGCGUUCUUGUAUAAAUAAAGUCCCGCCCAGGAACAGGAAAUAUAAAGAUAUGUGCUCAUCACCCAAUGCUUUGGAAUUCAU
Coregonus clupeaformis (lake whitefish) is the source of this 1976-nucleotide messenger RNA. RefSeq names its product zinc finger protein 501-like. Gene Ontology annotation, biological process: regulation of transcription by RNA polymerase II. The record is from RefSeq and is a predicted model, not a curated record. Bases 28 to 1278 code for a protein of 416 amino acids. The transcript is spliced from 3 exons. NCBI's taxonomy places the organism in Eukaryota, Metazoa, Chordata, Actinopteri, Salmoniformes, Salmonidae. Gene Ontology annotation, molecular function: DNA-binding transcription factor activity, RNA polymerase II-specific; RNA polymerase II cis-regulatory region sequence-specific DNA binding.